Pristis pectinata (smalltooth sawfish) is the source of this 2447-nucleotide messenger RNA. RefSeq names its product kelch repeat and BTB (POZ) domain containing 12 (gene kbtbd12). The transcript has 6 exons. The coding region runs from base 220 to 2088 and encodes 622 amino acids. NCBI's taxonomy places the organism in Eukaryota, Metazoa, Chordata, Chondrichthyes, Rhinopristiformes, Pristidae. The record is from RefSeq and is a predicted model, not a curated record. Gene Ontology annotation, molecular function: protein binding.
GAAGCUCACACCACCUGUCACUGUGUUGUAAAUUGGAUUUGACAUUGUUCUUUAUACCCUCAGCAAGAUUCUGAUGAGGUUAUAUUAGAGGCAAUGAAGAUUAGGGUUCAUGGGUGUUACAAAUUGAGGUGUCAUAAAUGACAAUCAAUCUGAUACAAUAACAGUGAAUGUAAAUAUCACCAAACCUUUUAGAAGCCUAAUUCAGAGAGAGAAUAGAAGAUGGCAGCGGUUGUGGAGAUUGGGAACAGCGUCAAGGUCAAACACAGCUUGGAUUUGCUUCAUCAUAUCAACAAGAUGAAAGACUCCGAUGAGUUGACCGAUGUGGUGCUUGUGACCCAAGGGUCCAAGUUCCCGUGUCAUCGGCUUCUGCUGGCUGCGUUCAGCCCAUACUUCAAGGCAAUGUUCACCUGUGGCCUGGCAGAAUGCAGUCAGAGGGAAGUCGCGCUCCAUGAUGUGCAACCAGAGAGCGUGGCGACCAUCCUAAACUACAUGUAUAGUUCUGAUCUGUGCCUCACCAACUCGAAUGUCCAAGGAGUGGCCACCAUGGCUUACUUCCUCCAGAUGGAAACCAUUUUCGUGGCUUGCCAGAAGUACAUGUUGGACCAUAUGGAUGCCUCAAACUGCCUAGGGGUUUAUUACUUUGCAAAGCAGCUUGGAGCAGAGGAGCUGUCUGAGCAAGCAAAUAAGUACCUUCAUCGGCACUUUGCAGAGGUCUGUCUGCAGGAGGAAGUUCUAGAUCUAGAGGAGCAUCAGUUGCUGCCCUUAAUCUGCUCUGACGAUCUCAAUAUUUCGCGUGAGGAGACCAUCUUGGAUUUGGUUCUUCGAUGGGUUAACCACGACCGGAAGUCACGGGUGGUACACCUCGUGGAACUCUUGAAGCAAGUAAGGUUGGUGCUCGUAAGUCCUACCUUCCUGAGAGAGACUCUUAAAAGGAACACAGUCCUCCUUAGCAACGUGGACUGCUGUAACGUGAUUCAAGUUGCUCUGGACACCAUCCACAAGGCACAGCAACAACCUUCUCUCAGUCUACGCUACGGGAUGGAGAGCACUGAUCUCCUUCUCUGCAUUGGUAUCAAUGGUCAAGGAAUAAAAUCAAGACACCGCAGUUAUACUGAAACCAACUAUUGCUAUGCUCCCAAAACCAAGAAAUCUUAUUACAUUGUGUCACCGAGAUACGGUGAAACUUUGGGAUAUGUUUGCACUGGAGUUGUGACAGAGAAUAAUGACAUUAUUUUAACUGGUGAAGCUGGAGUGACAAAGCUAUCGAGGCAAAAGACGAAGGAUGUGGAGAUAGUGAGGUACCACGUCCGAGGAAAUCAAUACUGGGAAAAGCUCUGCUCUGCUCCUUUCCGAGAACUCUACAGCGUGGGAACAGUUCAGGGUAACCUGUACCUCAUCGGAGGCCAGAUGAAGCUGAAGAACCGGUAUAUGAUCACGAACUGUGUGGACAAGUACACCCUGGAAACGGGCCAGUGGAGGAGCGCCGCCCCCUUGCCUUUGCCUUUGGCGUGUCACGGCACGGUCACCGUGGGCAACCAGAUCUACGUGAUGGGAGGAUGGACGCCACAGAUGGACCUUCCUGAUGAAGAACCUGAUUGGCUCAGCAACAGAAUGUUUCGGUACGACCCAAGGAGGGACAAAUGGACAGAGUGCAGGCCCAUGCAGUUCUCCAAAUAUCGCUUCAGUACAGCUGUCCUCAAUUGGGAGAUCUAUGUCUUGGGUGGGAUAGGCUGCUACGGAGUGGAUCGUGGACAGGCUAGGAGAUGUUUGGAUGCAGUGGAAAUAUACAACCCGGACGGAGAUUUCUGGAGGCAGGGACCUCCGUUGCCAACACCAAUUCUGUCACUCCGCACCAACUCUACAAAUGCCGGGGUGGUGGAUGAGAAGCUGUACGUCUGUGGAGCAUUUCGUGGCGCAGAUCGACAUGAAGUCAUCGUCAAAGAUAUUUUGGAAUUGGAUCCUUGGGAAAAUCAGUGGAAUGUGGUGGCCCACAAGGUCCUCAUGCAUGACAGCUACGACGUCUGCCUUGUCGCCAGGCUCAACCCCAGAGAUCUCGUUCCACCACCUCCUGACAUGGUUGACCAAUGAGAGAUGGACUUCACACCAAUUGGCCUGUUCCUAAGCUUGGCCGGGGCUCAGCUGGGUAGCGCUUUAGCCUCAGGAGGUCUUAAAUUAGCAGGUUCUAUGUUCAAGUACCGCUCUAGAUAUUUGUAUACAAUAACCUAGGCUGAGACUUUGCAAUGAGAUGUUAAACCAAGGCCCCAACUCUCUCUCAGAUGGAUUCUCAGCAUUAAUCUGAAAGAGGGAGAUUUACCCUGUGUACUGGGCCAAUAAUUUUCCUCAAACAACAUUCGCCAUAACAGAUAAUCUGGUAAACGAUUCCACUAUUCCUGUGAGACCCUACUCACACAAAGUGCUAUCAGUUGAAUUAUGAGUGGUGCCAGCAU